Molecule: messenger RNA, 3116 nt
Organism: Meleagris gallopavo (turkey)
Lineage: Eukaryota; Metazoa; Chordata; Aves; Galliformes; Phasianidae
Source: RefSeq, a predicted model, not a curated record
AAUCUGCAUCUCCCUGGGUUGUGUGUGCACAGCCCUGCAUGGAGGGGCUUGUCUUGAACUCAACUUCAGACACCUUUCUCCAUGCUAAUCAUCUUGGUUGUUUCAUAGUUCAGGAAAGUAACAGGACUUGCUUGUAUGCAGGCACUUGCCUCAUCUGCAUCUACCAAUAGAUUCUUGUACGUCCCCAUGCUGGUGCCACCCUAUCUGCAGUUUACUGGGGAUACUGCAACUGUGUGUUGCCCCUCCCUCCUUUCAUUCUCCCAACUUCAUCCUUCAGCCUGGCUUCGCACACAAGGCCUCACACAGGACAACAAUGAGCAACAGUACUGAUAACACUCUUGCUAAAACUGAUUAACUGCCACAAAUCUGUCUCAAAAUGGGGGGCUGAAAGACUGAUAGUAGACACCUGGUUCAACAGCUGAGGGCCAUUUGAGCACGUGCCUAAAAACAAAGUAUGAGUCAGUCACCUUACUUCGUAAAUAGAGGGCAGCCCAGGAGCCCCUUGAGCUGCGUUACACAGCAGCUAGCUGCACAAAAGGAUUUCCUCUUGAGUAGGGUCACCUCUUGAGGUUACAUCUGUGCAGAGAUCUCUUACACUUGACAUCAAGGUGCCUUGCCGAUACAGAUCCUUAGCAGUCGGUGAAGAAAACUGGAAGGCAUGACCCCCUCCACAGACAAAAAGCUCAACGGGCUAGAUAACCCAAGCUUCAUGAGUGAAGAUGGGAGCCACCACUGUGCCUCACUGGAUCACGCUGCCCAGGGCCCAAAGGAAGGCAAGGGCAAGGGGCAGAGCAACAAGCUGGCCUACACUGUCACUGACAUACCCCCCUGGUACCUGUGCAUCUUGCUGGGUAUUCAGCAUUUCCUAACAGCCAUGGGAGGUCUGGUAGCCAUCCCGCUGAUCCUCUCCAAAGAGCUCUGUCUUCAGCAUGACCUCCUCACCCAGAGCCACUUGAUAAGCACCAUCUUCUUUGUCUCAGGAAUUUGUACCCUGCUUCAAGUCCUCUUUGGAGUAAGGUUGCCUAUUAUUCAAGGAGGAACUUUUUCCUUCUUGACCCCCACCCUGGCCAUGCUGUCUCUCCCCAAGUGGAAGUGCCCUGCCUGGACAGAGAAUGCCACCUUGGUGAAUGCUUCUUCACCUGAGUUCAUUGAAGUCUGGCAGACACGGAUGAGAGAGGUGCAAGGAGCUAUCAUUGUAACUUCUUGCUUUCAAAUCUUUGUUGGAUUUUCUGGCCUUAUUGGAUUUCUGAUGAGAUUCAUUGGCCCCUUGACAAUAGCCCCCACCAUCACCUUGGUUGCUCUGCCUCUCUUUGACUCGGCUGGGGAUAAAGCUGGACAGCACUGGGGCAUAGCAUUCAUGACUGUUUUUUUCAUAGUUCUGUUCUCUCAGUACCUGAAGAAUGUCCCUGUGCCACUGCCAUCGUAUCGGAGAGGCAAGAAGUGCCACUUCUCCCCCAUCUACAUCUUCCAGAUCUUCCCGGUGCUGCUGGGGCUGUCCAUGAGCUGGCUGCUCUGCUACGUGUUGACAGUGACUGAUGUCCUCCCCACGGACCCCACUGCUUACGGCCACCUGGCACGGACAGACACCCACGGGGACGUUUUAUCUCAGGCUCCCUGGUUUCGGCUCCCUUACCCAGGACAGUGGGGAAUGCCAACAGUCAGCUUGGCUGGGAUAUUCGGCAUCCUUGCCGGGGUGAUCUCCUCCAUGCUGGAAUCCAUGGGGGAUUACUAUGCCUGUGCCCGCCUGUCUGGUGCCCCACCACCACCGAAGCAUGCCAUCAACCGUGGGAUCGGUGUGGAAGGCAUUGGCUGCCUCCUGGCUGGGGCCUGGGGAACAGGAAAUGGCACCACGUCCUACAGUGAGAACGUGGGGGCCCUGGGCAUCACCAAGGUAGGGAGUCGCAUGGUGAUCAUUGCUGGUGCCUGUGCCAUGCUCCUGAGCGGCGUCUUUGGGAAAGUGGGGGCAGUGCUUGCCAGCAUACCCACCCCUGUCAUCGGAGGCCUGUUCCUCGUGAUGUUUGGCAUUAUCACCGCAGUGGGGAUUUCCAAUUUGCAGUACACGGAUAUGAACUCCUCCAGAAACAUCUUUAUAUUUGGAUUCUCUGUAUUUGCUGGACUCACAGUUCCCAACUGGGCGAACAAAAAUAAUACACUGCUAGAAACAGAAAUCAUCCAGCUGGACCAGGUGAUCCAGGUGCUUCUCACCACUGGCAUGUUUGUGGGUGGGGUCUUGGGGUUUAUCCUCGAUAACACCAUUCCAGGAACACAGGAGGAGCGGGGUCUCCUGGCAUGGAAGCACAGCCACAAGGGAGAGGUGGACAACUCCCAGCUCAUUUCCAAGGUCUAUGAUCUUCCAUUUGGCAUAGGCACUAAAUACUGUGCUGUCUCUUGGUUUCGGUAUCUCCCUGCUUGCCCCAAAAAACUACUUGGUGGCAAGAAAAUGGAUGAACUGAAGGCUGCUGGACAGGAUAGCAGUGUUAAUGCAAGCUUAGAAAGAGACUCUGAGAUAGGUGCUGAUACAAGGAUAUAAGCACCAGGCCUGAAGGUAAACUCUUCUCUCAAGCAGAGGUUGAAAAGCAUGUCUGCAGCCCCCAUCAUUUGAGUUGGAACAAGAGAAUGACAAUGCCUUUCUUUUCUUAACUGUCUCCAGAGCCACUGGUGACCUUGAGGGAAUCAUUUUUCUUCUCCCCGCUCCUGCCUGCCCACCUCUAGGAAGAACACCAUACUGCUUUGGGAAAUGCCUAGGAAGGAUGUUCAGUUUCCUUCCUUGUACUGAGCCCUGGGGACCCUGAGGAACAGUUGUUAGGCUGAAGCAGAGCUCUUUCUUUCCCCUGUUCUGACUGCCCUUGGGGCCACAGGAGAAGGCAUCUCUACCGCUCUUAUGCAUCCUUUGGGCUAAGAUUUAUCCCCUUCACCUUAAUCAUCUGCAAUGGCAACGUUCACAUCUCAGCUUGCGGUUUACAUCUUUUCGUGGCCAAAGGAAAGAAGUGGGCACCUGUAGGCCAUGACUCCUCUCUCUCCUGUGAUGCUUUAAAGUCAAAUGAAUGAUGUUGGAAAAGCAGCAUCUAAGGUUAAUGGGAUGAAUUGCCUUCUGAAGUUGCCUCUCCUUACCUACA